Bursaphelenchus okinawaensis is the source of this 2231-nucleotide messenger RNA. The record is from the annotation of a GenBank genome assembly. Lineage: Eukaryota; Metazoa; Nematoda; Chromadorea; Rhabditida; Aphelenchoididae.
AUGUCAUGGGAGGAGUAUUUCCCUGUUGAUGGCAUCCGUGAUGUUUUGAUAGCGUGCUUGUUCUUCUGUAUGGUCGCUUCUACCGUAGCCAUUGAUCAACCAAUAAACAGUGACUUUGAAAUCACAUUCACGGCUUAUCGAUUGAGACAAUUUACCUUAUCAGGAAUAUCUUAUGGAUCUAGAGCUGCUAGAUUUGCUUACGAUGUUGUUCCUUUAAAGGAUUCUGUUAUUCGACGAUGUUUGGUUGUGCGGUGGAGUGACCUGCAGGAGCAAAGCCUUCAAGAAGUUGUUGAAGGCAAUGCUGGUGCGGUCUUGAUUGUUUUGCCAAAGGGUUUAAAGCCUCUAACGUCUAGGGUAAGUCUUUAUUUUGUUUUAUUGGUUUAGGUAGCCGUUGAAUAGGUGCAAAACACGAAUUUAGGGAUCAGAUUUGACAUUUUUAUUUUACGUUUUAAACUUAAGCGUUAAAAGCAUCAUAAGUAUAUAUUCUACGUUAAUUUUAUCAUAAGAUAAACAAUUUUGUUUAGGAAGGCAAUAAACCAACAUUGGAAGAAGAAUUAGCUCAGUUUUCAACAGAUCAAGCGGUGUACUUUGCUGAAACAACUUCAGAACUUGAAACUUUGGCUAAGAGUGCUAAGAUUACCAAAGCUCCUACCGCUUUCCAGCAGAUGUUGAAUUUGUUUGUGGAAAACGCAUUCCAAGUAUCUACAACAUUAGCUGGAAAUCCUGCGCCAGUUACUAGCAACCAUUUCAACAUUAUUGUAAGCUUUCUGUUAUAAUUAACAUGUUUUUAGAGCUAAUGAGCGUUGAGAUUUUUGGAACUAUGAUUAGUUUUAAAAGUUCUGUUUACUAUAAACUUUAAAACAUUUCUUUAGGGUAAGCUGUCUGCUCCAGAAAGAAAUGCGCCAACUGUAGUGAUUGUAGCUCAUUAUGAUAGUAAAGGUAUUGUUCCGGUAAGUUGAAUCUCUUAUUUUAAUGUUUAAAAAUUAGCCUUUUGACUCGUUAAUAUCAUUAAAAACUUAAUUUAAUCAACUAAAAAUAAAUAUAUUUUCAGAGUCUAUCUACUGGUUACGAUUCUAACGGUUCAGGAGCGUUAGCAUUGGUUGCUUUGAUGCAAAAGCUUGCUCAAUACUAUAAGAUGGACAACAUGAGACCAAAGUUGAACACAGUCUUUGCUUUGACUACUUUAGGAGCUUACAACUAUCAAGGAAGCAGAAAAUUGGCUGAUGAUUUGGUCGAGAGUCAAGGUUUUUGUUUUUGAUUUUGGGCAGAAAUGUCGAGUACAUGAAGUUUAAUUUUUAGGUUUAUUUGAUAAAACUGAACAUUUUCUGUUGCACCUUUAAGAUAAAGUGACUUAUUUUUUUAGAAAAAGGUGAAAGAACUCUCUUGGUGAUAUCUUUGGAAUCUUUGAUGGGCGGAGACAAGUUGUACGCUCACAUUUCCAAGAACCUUCAAGAAAAAACAGCUCCAUACAAUUUCCUCAACAGAAUGAAGUAUUUUACACCAGUUUCAAAGGAGAGGGUGAUCAAACAGAACAGUCAGAUCAAGCAAGACGCUUUCAAUUGGGAACACGAAGUUUAUUUCAAGAAUCGUCUUUCAGCUCUUACUUUGAGUCAUUUCGAAAGUGCUACUGAUCCUGCGAGGUAGGUUUGAAGAUAUUUUGAAUUUGGUUUGAAGCUUUUUGAUAACUUGAUACUUGAAUGGUUUAAAAUUUAAUUAUUUACAGAACAACUAUUCUAAACGAUGUUGACAUUGACAACGAAGAAGUUUUGUUCGAAAAAUUCAACGAAAAAGUUAGGUUGAUCGCCGAGACCUUGUUCAGCUACGUGUUCAACAUUGAUCUAGAAUGGUGCACUGAAGCCCUACGAGAAGCAGAUGAAUGUCACAUUCUUCCAAAGGCUAACUUCUUGUCCAAAAAUAAUGAACUCCGCCAGAUCUUCCAACAACCUCGACCAGCUCACGCUUUGCCACCAAACCUAGUUCAAGAUCUGUUCAAGUUGGUCAAAAGCACUGCCCAAACAGCUAAGUCUCAGCAAUUCCAGUCGACUGAACUACAGGUCUACGACAAUGUAAAAGACGAACUUGUUGCUCAAGUAGUGAAGCCGGCCUUGUUUGAGAUUGUACUAGCGAUGGGUGUUGGUAUGUACGUGUUUGUCGUCUUCCAUUGGGCUCAAAACUCUCAGGAACUGGCCAGUUCCGCCGUCAAGAUGUUCUCAAAACCCAAAACUCAAUAG